AUGGAUGGAGGUGGCUCUGUGGAAAUCGAAGAGUUCCUUAUGGGCUGCCUUCGUCUACGUGGUGCUGCCCGGGCUAUCGACGUGUCCAAGAUCAUUCACGACCAGACAUGGCUCAUCAAGACUCAAGGGAAGUUUCAGACAUACGUGGAGGAGCAGAUGGCCGGGAUCCAGGAGGAGAUCGGCGGCCUGCGCCGGGUUUUGAAACAGGCCAGCCGCAGCGUCAGCGGUUCCUUUACUUCGCCAUCCUUGGGCGCUGUGAGCACCACUCCCUGA
Symbiodinium sp. CCMP2456 is the source of this 273-nucleotide messenger RNA. The record is from the annotation of a GenBank genome assembly. Lineage: Eukaryota; Dinophyceae; Suessiales; Symbiodiniaceae.